AUGAGGGCCAAAACGGCGACCGAGGCAUUUCCUCGUGCCGUGCAAUGUCAACAGGGCGGCUGCGCCGUGUCAGGCCGGUACCUGUUCACAGCGCCCAAUGCCUUCUUCGCCGGCACGCCUGAGCGGGUGUGUCUGACCCUGUUCGACGUGCCCGAGACCGGCGACCUGACGCUGACAUUCAGGAGAAGUGAGAGUAGCCCGACGUUCGCACAGCACACCCAGCAGGUGUCGGGCGUGGCGGGUGGGUCCAAGGAAACAUGCUUUGAGGUUCAAACACCAGAGCUUGACGAUUUUACCAUGUGGAUGGGUCUGGAAGUUACUUACCCAUCCGCCGUCAACUACACCAUCUCGGGAAAUCAGUACAUCUCUGUCUUACAGACAAGUACGUGUACAAGCCGGGACAGGUGGUCCGCUUCCGCGUCCUCUCCGUCAACGGGGAAACUGAGGCCGAUUUCGGAGCCGACGUCCGGGGCCGACUGUGCCGUGUUUCGAGUCAGCGGCAGUGACCUCGGCUUCGGAAAAACAUUCGACAAGCCUUACAGGCUGGAGGCCACCGCCGAACUCACAGAGGAUGGCACUGAAGUCACGAUCAAGGGGACCAAGACGUUCCUCAUAGCAUACCAGGAGCUGAACCUCGAGAUUGACCUCUUGAAAAGCGAUUAUUUCAAGCCAGGACUUCCCUUCAUUGAUUGGAUCAGGGUAAGCCACCCGGACGGCACACCAGCUCCCGGUGAGCUGGUCCAGCUGUGUUUUGAGACCCAUUGGACGACGACAGAGGACGGAAUCAGCACCACGUACGUUUGGAGGUCUUCUGCCGAUCCGGUCUGUCUGAACAUCACGUCUGACAGCAGAGGCGUGGUCGCGUUCACUGUGCCACCUCAAGAUCAGGAAAUUGAGAAGAUAUCCAUUCAGGCCACGACGCCAAAAUCGUCCAGUCUCAAUUACGACAUCACGGGCUGGUCCUCUGAGUCAGGAGCCUUUGUGCAGCUGCUUCGGCUGCCCCGCAAGGAGUUCACGUGCGGCGCUGAGGCCCACAUUGACGUCUUCUUCACGACCCGUCUGGGAUCGCAGUUCGAGCUGUUUUACCAGGUCAUGGCCAACAGCGACAUCUUGCUGGCGGACUUAGUGCCGGUGACGUUUUCCGAGGCGGUCGACGCUUCUGCACUGCAGGAGGGCAGGGUUGUUGACCUGCCCACGGUGUCCGGGCCACACCCCGUCGGUCAGGUGGCGCUCACGAUCCCAGUGACGUCAUCCAUGUCCUCGGGCUUCCAUGUUCUGGUCUACAUGGUGAUUGAUGGCGAGGUGAUCGCGGACAGCCAGUCGUACGCUGCGAAGCACUGUCUGGACAACCAGGUGUCGCUGCGCUGGUCGCCUGACCGCGUCCAGCCACGGGACACCGUGCAUCUGACGUUGACGGCUGCUCCCGGCUCGCUUUGUGGACUCGGUGAGUGGUGGGUACUCUCCGUCCCCGGGGUGACAGCCUUCUUACAGUGA
This is a messenger RNA of Pollicipes pollicipes, 1494 nucleotides long. Its product is annotated as alpha-2-macroglobulin. The transcript is spliced from 10 exons. NCBI's taxonomy places the organism in Eukaryota, Metazoa, Arthropoda, Thecostraca, Pollicipedomorpha, Pollicipedidae. The record is from RefSeq and is a predicted model, not a curated record. Bases 1 to 1494 code for a protein of 497 amino acids.